This is a messenger RNA of Fragaria vesca subsp. vesca, 981 nucleotides long. RefSeq names its product SNF1-related protein kinase regulatory subunit beta-2-like. The transcript is spliced from 5 exons. Lineage: Eukaryota; Viridiplantae; Streptophyta; Magnoliopsida; Rosales; Rosaceae. Gene Ontology annotation, molecular function: protein binding. The record is from RefSeq and is a predicted model, not a curated record. Bases 196 to 981 code for a protein of 261 amino acids.
GAAUCAAAUUCACCGCAGUUUUGCCUUUUUCAACACUUAAAAAGAGAAGACAGAAAACAGAGCACCAAACUGUGCUGUCAAUUUUUUUGGACAUGAAACUCUGCAACAACACACUAAAGCUGCAAAAAUAAUGCGAACUUUCCUUGGUCAUCAGUCAGUUCCUGGUUGGGUUUCUACAGCAAUCUGCUUACAGAGAUGGUAAUGGGGAAUGCCUGUGGUAGAGAGGAAGGAGAAGGCUCUUCUUCUGGAGUUAACAACUUUCAAGAGAAUGAUGAACCCAUGGCUCACUCACCUCCCCAUAACCCCUUCAUCACUUCACAAAAUCCUGGGGACACGUCAACAAGAGCGGGUGAGGCAGUAUCGCAAAACAUAGAAGAUAAUGAUAAUGUACAAAAUCAGAACUUUAGACGCAUGAAGAUCUCAUGGACUCAUGGUGGCAGGCAAGUUGCUGUCACAGGAUCAUGGGACAAUUGGGAGACCAGGGAGCCGCUGCAGAAUACAGGUAACGAAUUCAUUGUCAUAAAGUUGCUUCCAUCAGGUCUCUAUCAGUACCGCUUCAUUGUUGAUGGGUGUUGGAGGUGUGCUCCAGACUUGCCAUGGUUGUAUGACGAAUCAGGAACUGCCUACAAUGUUUUGGAUUUGCAGGAAUAUGGUUUGGAACUGCCUGAACGCCUGUCAAAGUUCGAAACACCUCCAUCCCCACCUUCAAGCUAUGAUAACAGACGCUUAAGUGAAGACGAUUUCAGUAAACCUCCGCCAGAAGUACCUCCACAACUACAAGUCCCAUUUUUAAACAGGCCAUCUUCCUCUUCAAAUGCUAGUGACCAGCCAUUGUCAAUGCCUCAUUAUUCACAAUUGAACCAUUUGUACAUCCAGAACCAAAUUGGUGGCGAGCUUUUCGCACUCAGUUCUACACAUAGGUUUCGUCAAAAAUUUGUUACAAUGGUGUUAUACAAGCGAUUGAACAGAGAAAAUCCAUAA